UCCUGGGUAGAGGAGCUCCGAGGAGCUUCGCCAGGCGCACGAAGUUCUGUGAGGAGGCUCGUGUGAGGGGUUGGGUCUCCUGUUCCUUCGCAACGUGAGAAACGUUUGUUAACCCGGCGGACAGCAGUCUCGAGGAACUUGCAACCCACAACAUGGCCGUGGAUUUCACCUUAGAUAACUGGGAGCAGCUGGGGAUGAGCCAGGGGGACCUGUUCUGGGACACAGCACUGGACAACUACCAGAACCUCUUCCUGCUGAACCCCCCAAGACCCAGCCCAGCAUCCCAUCCCAGUGGUGAAGAAGCAUUGGAGGCCCCGGUGAGAGGAAGCCCAGCAGCUGUAGACCCUGGCAUGCCAGAGAUAAAGAACUCACGUCAGAAGCAGAAUUUCUUAGAAGAAGGACUCCCCCAGGAAAUUAUGGCAGUGUUCUGCAAGGACAACCCUUGGAACUCUCGCUUUGAAGUCUGCCUAGAUGAGAGCUGGUUGGAGAAUUUGUUGGAAAGUCCGGAAAGUGUUCUGAGGUCUGAUGUCACCAGUAAGGAAAGGACCACGGAAUGCACGAGUCACGAAAUGAAGAGCCGCCUGAGUCCUCGCCUCCUUUCCACAGGAGAGGGCUCUGUGAUGCAUAGUCCUGAAAAGAGCCUCACACCAGCUAAGUCAAAGGAGUAUAGGAGUGACUUUGCCUGGGAACCAGACCAGAGGCAGCAGGACGCUAUCCAGGGAGAGGAGCAGCUAUAUAAGUGCAGUGAAUGUGCGGAAAGCUUCAGCCGGGGUUACCACCUUAUCCAGCACUGGAUCACCCAUAUGAGCGAAGAGCCAUCUGCACAUCGAGAGGGCCAGAGAGAUUUCAGCCUCACUUCUCACUUGACUGUGCGUCCUAUGCCCCACAGAGGCUACCGACCCUUUGUAUGUAAGGAAUGUGGGAAAACCUUUAGUGGGAGUGUGCACCUCAAGCAGCAUCAAGAAAUUCAUACUAGAGAAAAGCCAUGUAAGAGUCAAAGUGACAACUGUACAUCCAGUCAUCGUGGACAGCCUGUUAAGUGUCAGAAAACCCCUCAGUCCUACAGAUGUAAGAAGUGUGACAUGACUUUCACUUCGGCCCUUCAUCUUAUUAGGCACCAGAAAACCCACACUCAGAAGCACUAUGAAUGUACCAUAUGCCAGGCAGUCUUCCCCUUGAGGAAGCAUUUCAUCCAACAUCAGAAAACUCAUGCUGCAAAAACUACUUCUGAGUGUCGGGAGUGUGGGAAGACCUUCAGGCGGAGAUUGUCACUCAUUAAACACCAGACUGUUCACACUGGGGAGAAGCCUUACAAGUGCGAUGAAUGUGGGAAAGCCUUCAGCCACACCUCCACCCUGAAGAUCCACCAGAAGGUUCAUAGCAGAGAGAGACCUUACAAGUGCAGUGAGUGUGAGAAAGCCUUCUCCCGGAAAACUCACCUCCAUGAACACCAGCAGGUUCAUACAGGCAGCAGACCCCACAAGUGUCAGGAGUGUGUCCGGAGUUUUAGCCGACCCUCACACCUGAUUCGACACCAGGCCACUCAUGCCACUAACAGGCUCUUUGGCUGUGCCAAAUGCAAGCAGACCUUCAGCAAUAAAGAGUACCUGGUGCAGCACCUGAAAACCCACACCAUCGAAGCCCCCUAUGAGUGUCCAGAGUGUGGAGAACGCUUCGUUUGCAGCUCAACCCUGAACUGCCACUUGAGUGUCCAUGCCAGAGAAAAGCAAAGAUCUGAUGCGAACAGGAAAGUUUCAGACCAGAACACAGGACAGAGAGAGCACCCAAAGCUUGACGAGAAAUCCUUUAAGUGCGACCAAUGUGGAAAAGCAUUUAACCGCAACAGAUACCUCACUCAGCACAAGAAGAUUCACACCAGGGUGAAGCCCUCUGAAGGCAGCCAGUAUGGAAAAGCCGUCAGCCAGAGCAUGCAGCUCCUGUGCCAUCAGAGAAUGCAUUCCGGGGUGGGGCCCCAUGAACAUGGUGAGGACGGGAAACUUGUCCCCAGCACCUCCCUCCCAGGACAUCAGCCUCCUCAAGACAACCACCCCUUUAAAUGUAAUGAAUGUGGCAAGUCCUUCAGCCAAAGCGCGCACCUCUUAGAACAUCGGUUAAUUCACACUAUAAAGAAGCCCUUCAGAUGUAAUGAAUGUGAUCAGGUCUCCACGCAGAGUAACUACCUCAUUCAGCACCAGAGAACUCACGUCACAACGAAGCACUUUUUGUGUAGCGAGUGUGGGAAAGUGUUCCGUCAGAGUUCAUGCCUCGCUAAGCACCAGAGAACUCACACAGGAAAGAAGCCUUUUGAAUGUGGUGACUGUGGGAAAGCCUUUGGCGUGAAUGCUGAACUCACCCGACACCAGAGAGUUCACACGGGGGAGAAGCCUUACGUUUGUCAGGAGUGUGGGAAAGCCUUCAGCCAGAGCUCAUGCCUUUCUGUUCACCGGAGAGUUCACACGGGGGAGAAGCCCUACCUGUGUAACGAAUGUGGGAAAGCCUUUGCCCAGAAAACUAAUCUAACUCAGCAUGAGAGGAUUCACACUGGGGAGAAGCCUUAUAUCUGUGGUGUGUGUGGCAAAGCCUUUGGCCUCAGUGCCCAUCUCAGUCAGCACCAGAGAAGUCACACCCAGGAGAAGCCUUACCAGUGUCAACACUGUCAGAAACCUUUUAAGUGCUUUUCUGCCCUCAUCAGACACCAACGACGACGUCACGCUCAGACGUCACGCUCAGAAGUAGCAAGCAGCAAUACUGUUCGUAGCCAUUAGGUGGUAACAGUUCCAGAUAUGCAAACAUUCCUCUGAGGUCAGAUUUGAAGGCAGCACAUUGCAAGCUUCCUCUCCCAGAUUAAUAUGUCUCUUUACUGAUAAAGAUUGAUUAGAAAGCUUGUACGAGAGUUUUAUUAAAACAUAAAAAUGGAGAAGCCGUGUAACAUUGGGAUUCAGAAGUAUACCCUGGAGCCAGCCUGUCUUGAGUUAGAUGCUUCCUGUCAUCUACCGCCCUAAGUGACCUUGGGAAAGUCUUAAAAUGUCUCAGGGCCUCAAUGUCUUAAAAUCUGUAAAAUGAGUAUCAUAGUCAUCUACCUCAGUACUGUUGUGAACUUGGAAUAAAUAAAUGUUGGAACCAAUGCCUGCACAUAAUGAGCACUCAGCUAGUGUGAGCUAUGAAUACAUGUUUUACAUUAAAAAAACUAGUAAUCUGUUUACUACAGUUGAUGUUCUCUGUGCACAGCUUUUAAGGUUUUUUUUUUUUUUUCAAGUUUUUUUUUUUAGCAUCUUAUUCC
This is a messenger RNA of Chinchilla lanigera (long-tailed chinchilla), 3280 nucleotides long. It is a transcript of the gene Znf473, whose product is annotated as zinc finger protein 473. The record is from RefSeq and is a predicted model, not a curated record. The transcript is spliced from 4 exons. Lineage: Eukaryota; Metazoa; Chordata; Mammalia; Rodentia; Chinchillidae. Bases 153 to 2765 code for a protein of 870 amino acids. Gene Ontology annotation, biological process: negative regulation of transcription by RNA polymerase II. Gene Ontology annotation, molecular function: DNA-binding transcription repressor activity, RNA polymerase II-specific.